ACCAUUGACACCGCAGCGGCAUUUUGGCAGAAGAGAGAAAACGAGAAAAUUCUAUAAACCGACUCCCAAGGCAAUCUCUCUGUGACCGAAUCUAUACCCCAUCCCCGUCGUCGUCGUCGUCGUCCCUCUACCAAAACACACCAAAUGACCGCCACCACUCGAUUGAGCCGCCGCCUUGGUGCAGCGGCAAUCGCCGCCGCAUCCGGAGGAGCAUUUUUCCUCUAUCAGCCUACUUUAUCCGCCAACGACAGCGGCCCUGGCUCCCAGCUCGCGGCUCUACGGCAGAAGAUCACCGACCCGAACGCUCUCGUUCCGGCCAGAGCGGUCCAGGAGUCGGCCUUGAUUGGCGCCAGCGCGGCCAACCCACUCGACGUUCUCGUGAUCGGCGGAGGAGCCACCGGAUGCGGCGUAGCUCUUGAUGCCGUCACCAGAGGCCUCCGAGUGGGACUCGUCGAACGAGAGGAUUUCUCUUCUGGCACUUCCUCGAGGUCCACAAAGCUCAUUCAUGGAGGAGUUCGUUACUUGGAGAAAGCUGUCUUUAAUCUCGACUAUGGGCAACUGAAGCUGGUAUUCCAUGCGCUUGAGGAACGUAAACAGAUUAUUGAGAAUGCACCACACCUAUGUCAUGCUUUGCCAUGCAUGACGCCAUGCUUUGACUGGUUUGAGGUAGUAUACUACUGGAUGGGCUUGAAAAUGUACGAUUUGGUCGCAGGACCACGCCUAUUACAUUUGUCCAGAUAUUAUUCUGCGCAAGAGUCCAGUGAGCUCUUCCCCACACUUGCAAGGAAGGGCAAAGAUAGAAACCUGAAGGGGACAGUGGUUUAUUACGAUGGCCAGAUGAAUGACUCACGACUUAAUGUUGGAUUGGCAUGCACUGCUGCAUUAGCUGGUGCAGCGGUGCUUAACCAUGCAGAAGUAAUAUCAUUUUUGAAGGAUGAAGUUGGUGAGCGGAUAAUUGGGGCACGAAUUCGAAACAAUUUAUCAGGCAAAGAGUUCGAUUCAUAUGCAAAAGUAAUUGUCAAUGCGGCUGGGCCAUUUUGUGAUUCCUUGCGGAAAAUGGCCAAUAAAGAUGUGCGACCUAUGAUCUGUCCUAGCAGUGGUGUACAUGUCGUUCUACCUGAUUACUAUUCACCCGAAGGAAUGGGUUUGAUUGUUCCUAAAACUAAGGAUGGACGUGUUAUUUUCAUGUUACCAUGGUUGGGACGAACAAUUGCUGGAACCACAGAUUCCAACACUCCCAUCACUUUGCUGCCAGAACCACAUGAGGAUGAAAUUCAAUUUAUACUGGAUGCAAUCAGUGAUUACCUUAAUGUUAAGGUAAGGCGAAAAGAUGUUCUUUCUGCAUGGAGUGGUAUACGCCCAUUGGCAAUGGAUCCAUCUGCGAAGAACACUGAGAGUAUCUCCAGAGAUCAUGUUGUUUGUGAAGAUUUUCCUGGUUUGGUCACAAUUACGGGUGGGAAGUGGACUACUUACCGUAGCAUGGCAGAAGAUGCAGUUAAUGCAGCCAUAAAAUCUGGAAAGCUGAGCCCGACCAGUAAUUGUUUAACUCACAACCUGCGGCUUAUUGGUGGAGAUAGAUGGGAUCCUGCAUCAUUCACAGUUAUUGCACAACAGUAUGUACGCAUGAAGAAGACUCAUGGUGGUAAAGUUGUUCCUGGUGCAAUGGACACUACUGCUGCAAAGCAUCUCACUCAUGCAUAUGGAGCUUUGGCUGAACGAGUGGCUGCCAUAGCUCAGAAUGAAAAUUUGGGGAAGAGGCUUGCCCAUGGAUAUCCUUUUCUUGAGGCUGAGGUUGCGUACUGUGCUCGGAAUGAAUAUUGUGAAUCUGCCGUUGAUUUUAUUGCCAGGAGAUCCCGGCUUGCUUUCCUUGACACUGAUGCAGCUGGCCGGGCGUUGCCGCGCAUAAUUGAGAUAUUGGCUACCGAGCACGAGUGGGACAAGUCGAGGCAGAAGCUUGAGUUUCAGAAGGGUACUGAAUUUUUGGGAACUUUCAAGGCAGCGAAGAAUGCUCAAUUCCAUGAUGGAAAACAUAUAUAGAUCAAUUAACUCAAAUGAGCUGGAUUUUUUAGGAGCUCACUUGCUGCACUUCAAAUUGUUGACCAUAGAUUUUCCCAUUUUAUUCUUAUUCGAGAAGGUCUGAACGGCUGUCCGACCUUCUCGGCUGCCCUUCCCCUCUACACACAUCAGAUGGGUAUGCCAAUGCCACCCUCUUGUGUCUGAGCUUACACACAUAAUUGCAAAAGAAGUUGAAUCUCUGGAGCUUGUCUGUGACACAGUUUACUAAAACAUUGUUAUUUCAUCUCAAAAUUAGUUGAUUCCAUAAGCUUCGUA
Molecule: messenger RNA, 2331 nt
Organism: Juglans regia (Persian walnut)
Lineage: Eukaryota; Viridiplantae; Streptophyta; Magnoliopsida; Fagales; Juglandaceae
Product: glycerol-3-phosphate dehydrogenase SDP6, mitochondrial-like
Exons: 7
Coding region: 145-2037 (630 amino acids)
Biological process (GO): glycerol-3-phosphate metabolic process
Cellular component (GO): glycerol-3-phosphate dehydrogenase (FAD) complex; mitochondrion
Molecular function (GO): glycerol-3-phosphate dehydrogenase (quinone) activity
Source: RefSeq, a predicted model, not a curated record